Molecule: messenger RNA, 2505 nt
Organism: Eucalyptus grandis
Lineage: Eukaryota; Viridiplantae; Streptophyta; Magnoliopsida; Myrtales; Myrtaceae
Product: cellulose synthase-like protein G2
Exons: 9
Coding region: 88-2319 (743 amino acids)
Biological process (GO): cellulose biosynthetic process; plant-type primary cell wall biogenesis
Cellular component (GO): plasma membrane; trans-Golgi network
Molecular function (GO): mannan synthase activity; cellulose synthase (UDP-forming) activity
Source: RefSeq, a predicted model, not a curated record
GUACGUAUAACCCUAUGUGCUAAAAUCUUGGAGAACUUCCUAUUCAUAUCAGAAGAAUAGGAGAAUAGCAAGAACCGAUCCUGUCAUAUGGAGCAUAGCUCAGGCCCUCUCAAUCUCUGUCAUGUCCUCACAAAAUCAAUCAUCAUCAACCGCACCCACAUGCUCGUUCACGCCACAGCUCUAUCCGCUCUCAUAUACUAUAGAGCUUCGUUUUUCUUCAGUGAAAGUAAAUCGAGAGACAGAGCCACAACUUUGGCAUCUCUCACCAUGUUCCUUGCCGAGCUAGGGCUAUCUUUCCUGUGGCUGCUCAGCCAAGCCUUCCGGUGGCGGCCUGUGAGACGGACCGCCUUCCCCAAGCGGCUGCCAGAGGACAAGGAGCUGCCACCCAUCGAUGUGUUUGUGUGCACGGCGGACCCAGAUAAGGAGCCGACUGUUGACGUGAUGAACACGGUGGUGUCGGCAAUGGCGCUUGACUAUCCCCCGGAGAAGCUCCAUGUGUACCUCUCGGAUGAUAGCGGCUCGACACUGACCUUGCAUGGGACUAGGGAGGCCUACGAUUUCGCAAGAUGGUGGCUGCCCUUCUGCAAGAGGUAUGGGAUAAAGACGAGGUGUCCGAAGGCAUUUUUUAAGGAGGAAGAGGAUGGUGAGGGGAUUGGCAUGAGUUCUGAGAAUGAGUUUGGCUCUGAGAAGAAGAUAGUCAAGGAGAAAUAUGAGUUGUUCAAAGAACGAGUAAAUGAGUACCGAAAGAGGCACCGAGGUGACUCGAGCCACACUGGCCGAGACCAUCCGCCUACCAUCGAGGUGAUCCGAGGGAAUGUCCCUGAUGAAGUUAUGCAAGCACACCAAGACCCCAUGCCUAAGCUGAUACACGUCUCAAGAGAAAAGAGACCUUCUCAUCACCAUCACUUCAAAGCUGGAGCUCUCAACGUUCUUCUCCGGGUAUCAGGAGUGAUGAGCAACUCGCCUUUCAUUUUAGUGUUGGAUUGCGACAUGUACUGCAACGACCCUUCUUCGGCUCGGCAGGCGAUGUGUUUUCAUUUGGAUCCGAGAUUAUCUCCAUCGUUAAUGCUGGUUCAAUUUCCUCAAAUGUUUCAUAAUAUUAGUGAGAAUGACAUCUACGAUAGCAAGAUCAGACGGUACUUUUCGACAUGUUGUGUUGGAAUGGAUGGAUUGAAGGGACCUAUUUUAUCUGGGAGUUGCUCUUACAUCAAGAGAGAGUCCUUGUAUCGUAAACCCGUGCAAGAAGGUUUUGAUCUCAUGGAUUUAAAGAAACUCUUUGGCCAUUCGAAUGAAUUCAUCAAAUACCUUUGGCAAAAAGAGAAGCCAAGCAGGAACACCAUUGCUGGCGACUCUGCAGCAUUGAUGAAAGAAACCCAAGUGUUAACUUCUUGUGGCUAUGAAAAUGGCACAAAAUGGGGUCAAGAGGUGGGCUUCAUGUACAAUUCUGUGGUAGAAGACUACUUCACCAGUUUUACCUUACACUGCAAAGGCUGGACUUCAGUGUUUUAUUCCCCAUCAAAGCCGCAAUUCUUAGGGACCGCGACAACGAAUUUGAAUGACAUGUUGAUUCAAGGCAUGAGAUGGUAUUCUGGGCUGUCACGAGUUGGUAUCUCGAGAUUUUGUCCUCUGAUCUAUGGCUCGUUGAGGAUGCCCAUUCUUCAGAGCAUGUGCUAUGCUGAAGUUUCACUUUUACCCUUAUAUUGCUUGCCAAUUUUCUGCUUUGCAACCAUUCCUCAGAUCUUUCUAGUAAAUGGCAUCUCUAUAUACCCUGAGGUUUCAAGUUCAUAUAUCAUGCUAUUUGCCUUCAUCUUCCUAUCAUCCCUUUGUAAGCAUCUCUACGAAGUCGUCGCAAGUGGCCAUUCAGUCCAAACAUUCUUGAAUGAACAACGAAUCUGGAUGAUCAAGUCAACGACGUGUUAUGUAUACGGAACCAUAGACGCGAUUAUGACACAAAUCGGCAUGAGAAGAGCUAGCUUCUUGCCUACAAAUAAGGUCGACGAUGAUGAGCAAUCGAAGAGAUAUGAGAUGGGGAUAUUUGAUUUUCAAACGUCAAUAAUGUUUCUGUCUCCGAUGGUGACUCUAGUGAUAUUGAACAUGGCUUCCUUCACUGGAGGAGUCGCUAGAGUUCUUACUUUGGGAGGCUUCGACAAACUGUUCAUGCAGAUUGCACUAUCAUUUUUCGUCUUAGUGAUGAGUUACCCCGUGAUUGAAGCAAUGGUAUUGAGGACGGACAAAGGACGCAUUCCACGAUCAGUCACCAUGCUGUCUGCUUUUCUUUCCUUGGUAUUGUUGUUGCUAGGUUCAAGUUUUCUCAUGUAACAAUGAACGUUAUGCAUAAGAAGUCAUGAGUCAUUGCAGAAAAGGUCCUCAAUUGGCAUAAUUGUUGUACGUUCUCUAGAAAAUAUUCAGAAGUGACGCUGGAUUAUCGAGGACUACAAUUGUGUAAGCUUUAAAUUGACUUAUGAGACAAUUGCGACAAGAUUAGUUGUUCAACGGAUUGAUUUA